AUGAAUGAGAAGUUUUACGACACCGGUCUAUGCUGUGGUUAUGAUUGGGAUAAAAUACGGUGCUCAAAGGACUGGGCGCCCGUGGAGCCAGGGCUUCAGCCCCCUGAUCAGAUAGGACGGUUCCCCUGGCUAGGGGUUAUACAACACGACUUCUACUCCGCAGAUACGAUGCGGUAUAGCAUCACAGGAGCUGUGCUCAUACAUCCCGAAUAUGCGCUUGCGUCAGCAGAAGACAUGGCUAAGAUCGACAAGGACAUCGUUAGGAACAGCACAUACUUCAUGGUAUGGUACAGUUCGGUGGUGAAAUACACCAUGGGAGUGGAAGAUUACAAGCUAAACCAAGAGUACGAGACUAUGACGUAUGCUACCACUGCACUUGUCAAAAUCGUUAGAGACAGGACCAUCGAGCUGGGAGACCCAGAGAAUGGAGAAUUCCAGAAAGAAGUAAGCACUAUGGAUAUCGUGGACGUCAAGAAUUGCGACUUAUAUGAUGAAAAAGCCGAGCCGGAGUUAAAGAUGCUGGUGCCGACUUACCCGAUCUGCGCGACGGCGCAGGGCGUAGAUUUCACAUGCUUCAUGGACUCGGGCGCCGUGCUCGUCUCUAGGGACUCCAACGAAUUUUGGACGUUGACAUUACCAUUUGAGCCCGCCAGUGAGGAAGGAGAUUUGGUCACGUUCAAGCGAAUCUCCAAUGCCGUCAAAUGGGAUAAAGUAAAAUGCUCAGUAGACCGUGCUCCGAUAGUAGAAGGAGUGUUAUCCCCAGACCAGAUGGGACGGUUUCCCUGGCUCGGAGUGAUACAGCACGACUUCUAUCUGUAUGGUAAAAAGCGAACGUUCAGUGUGACGGGAGCCGUAAGGAUUCAUGUAUCCUAUGCACUUGCACCUGCCGAGGAUAUGGCUAUGAUAAACAGAAAAACUAUCUCCAACACGACGCAUUUCAUAGUGUGGCACAGCGCCAACCUGAAGUAUUCCAUUGGCGUAGAAGACUACAUCAUGCAUCCCGAAUACGAAGAUCGGAAGACCUACGCGACCACCGCGCUGGUUGAGCUCAUGAUUGUGGAAUCGAAUCAAGUUGGGCACCCAGCUCCAGUCCUGCCUAUCUGUUUGCCCGCCAAGAACCACCCUUCUUAUGACAAGAUCUAUGUCGUGAAAAUGACUACUGGGGAUGAUGGCCAGAUUCUGAAGGAGAUAAUCUCAAUGAUUGCCAUUGACAACAAAGACUGCGAUAUGUUCUAUGAAAAGGCUGAGCUGGACUUCAAGAUGAUGUUGCCUUCUCAGCCAAUUUGCGCGGCUACCCUGGAACAACAACCAGCCUGCAUAUGGGACGGCGGCGCUGUACUGGUCACUAGAGAGCCGGAUAGCUAUUGGACACUGUUAGGUUUCGGGGUGCGCGGGCCGGGCUGCGGCGCGCCGGCGCGCUUCGUCGACGUAAAGAGCCAGCUGUUUUGGAUCGACCCUCAGGUCAGCGCCACUACGUGA
Messenger RNA from Cydia splendana, 1479 nucleotides. RefSeq lists its product as uncharacterized. Lineage: Eukaryota; Metazoa; Arthropoda; Insecta; Lepidoptera; Tortricidae. Bases 1 to 1479 code for a protein of 492 amino acids. Gene Ontology annotation, biological process: proteolysis. The transcript has 14 exons. Gene Ontology annotation, molecular function: serine-type endopeptidase activity. The record is from RefSeq and is a predicted model, not a curated record.